Thelazia callipaeda (thelaziosis nematode) is the source of this 201-nucleotide messenger RNA. The record is from the annotation of a GenBank genome assembly. NCBI's taxonomy places the organism in Eukaryota, Metazoa, Nematoda, Chromadorea, Rhabditida, Thelaziidae.
AUGCUAAAUAUUAUUAUACGAAUUAUAUCAGUGUUAGCAAUAUUUUUCGCUAUUUGCACUGGGCUGAAAUGUUUCGUUGGUCGAGAAUUCAUCGGUGCUCUCGGCAAUGGUGGAUCAUUUUCUGAAGUUCUAUGUCCAGUGGGCUCAUCCUUCUGUGUCAAACGUCAUUUUGCUAUACAAUGUAAACUAAAUAUUAUUUAA